Messenger RNA from Hypoxylon trugodes, 2228 nucleotides. Its product is annotated as nucleotide-binding domain-containing protein. Bases 486 to 1703 code for a protein of 405 amino acids. Gene Ontology annotation, cellular component: late endosome; cytoplasm. Gene Ontology annotation, biological process: retrograde transport, endosome to Golgi. Gene Ontology annotation, molecular function: oxidoreductase activity. The transcript has 2 exons. Lineage: Eukaryota; Fungi; Ascomycota; Sordariomycetes; Xylariales; Hypoxylaceae. The record is from RefSeq and is a predicted model, not a curated record.
AUAUUCAACGCUAUCUGGUACUAUCUACCGAGUUUCAUCGGCCGGUAACUUCAGUUAGCCGAUUUAUGUCGCAAAAAGGUCCCGUCCUUUCACGCGCAAUCCGUGAUUCGCAUUUAUCCCCAAUUUCAUUGCAAACCCUAGCCAGAUCUGGUUAGCCCAGCGAAGUAUGAACCCACUUGCAUUGCUGCGUUAAGCGCCGCGCUUGAAUCACUGGUAUUUGGCAUUAAGGGAUUGCGUAGUUUGCAGAUCCUUGUUCAAGCUGCCUGGUAAUAUCAUGGGCUGCCGUGAUAGUUUAGCUGGUGGAAAUCAUGUCAAAUCGGACCCCCGGUAUGCGUGGAACGUAAGGUCGUCGCCGGGUACCCGUACCUAAGCAUUGGUGAAUAACCGGUAGGUCCCACUUCGUAUCCAUAGUUCCAAUACCCCUCCUUCGAACGUACGACAAUUUCUCGAGACAUCUUCACACCCAAACGAACGACGAUAGCAAUAUGAGCGCGCGACCUAAUGUCGCUCCACACAACGGGAAGGAAACGGUGGUGAUUAUAGGAGCGGGAUCGACUGGCCUAUGUACUGCUCUCAAUCUUGCUCUCGACACGAAUCCUGGAAGUCGGAAAAUCGCCGUAUUCGAAACCCUGCCUAAUCAGUUCGAGGCAACCUCGGGGUCCUGCACUGGAUGUCUUCACCAUGACUUCCGCGGGCUUGACCACGAAAAACUAGUUGAAUUAGGGAAAUUGUCAUGGAACCUAUGGCAGAAGGUCGCAGAGGGUGAAAAGUUCAGGAUCGACGCAGGUUAUAAACCUAACUGUUUCUUUGAUAUGGAACAUGGCCAUGGCAUAGGGUUGGGUGAGCUCCCAGACUGGUUUCGCUUCAAAUCGUCUUGGAAUGCGGAUAGAGAUCAAGGUCCGAAUGCUUUAGUAAAUCCCAAAGGCAUUGGGGAUUGGUUAUAUUCUGAAUGCUACCGACUUGGCGUGGAUAUGUGGUUUGGCGCUACUGUAACCGCGGUUGAGCUGUCUCCAAGCAACGAAGUUAAAUCCGUCACCUACGAGAAGGAUGGUGCCUUAAUGCGACUGGAAUGCCAGUCUCUAGUCGUUGCUGCUGGACCUUGGACGCCGACCUUAUAUUCCAAGCUCUUCCCCGCAUCAUCAAUCAAACUCAAGUCCGCACUAAAUGCAGGGGACUGGAUAAUAUUCCGUAAUCCAUGUCCGAAGACUGAGAAGAUGGUUGCGUUCGUUGCUUUGAACAACGUCCUUGGUAAAAAGCUUGAGUUUGCCGGUCGCCAUGAUAACACCAUAUGGAUGACCGGACCGGUUGAAGACGACGCAAUACUCCCACCUUUAGGCGAAGUCGCUAUCCCGACUAAGGCAAAAGAAAAUAUGCUUGUGAACUACGCUCGGGAGUAUUUGGCGCAGGUCUGUACCAGCAGUGGCAGUCCUCCGUCAACAUUGGACGUAGUUAGCAAGGGACGGGCCAUUCGACCAGCAACCAACACUAUCCUCCCUAUAAUCUCGAAGGUUGAUGCAAAAGAUUUGUUGAAUUCCGACGUCCUCUUUGAAAAUUCAAGCGGUGUGUUUGUUUCAUGGGGACAUGGGUCUUAUGGCUUGACCCUAGGUAUGGGUACGGGGAAGGUUAUGAGCGAGUUGAUUUUGGGUAGGAAGCCUAGUGUCGAUAUGUCGAUUUUUGAUAUUUCUCGGGAUAGGGCUGCUUAGUGUCGAGUAGCAUGUUCUAUCGAUAUAUAACGAAGCCCUCCCUGCUUUAAUGAUUUCUGGCCGUAGAAUAAGUCUAGCUAGCUAGCCACUUUGGAAGUCGUCUUUAUCAUGCGGCUUGAUGCGAUUACCUUCGGGUACUACCUUGGUACUAAAGAAGGCAGGAAGCAGAUUCGAUCAUGAGGCAUAGACAAGGGAAGCGGACCCGUUUCAAAGCUAAUCAUUGAGGAGUUUGAAUCAAUAUGCGGACGCUGAUAUCAAGCCAUCCAUGAAAUAUUAGGUAUCUACGGCAGGAAGAGGGUGAGAGUGAAGUUAAAUCGAUUCAAUCGGGCCGGCUUUGGGGGGGUACAGAAAAAAUAUACCUAUCUAGAUACCUAAAGAGGCGACCUAUUGGCAAGGGCGUAUAUAUAUGGCUUAGUUUUUACUAGGGUCAGGUAUAUGAUGGAGGUAGGUACUUAGCCUGAGGUGUGGAUCAUACACCUAAGGUACCUAUUGGUCUCCAUAGUUGUUAUCCAAAUAAAAAUGUCA